Sceloporus undulatus (fence lizard) is the source of this 790-nucleotide messenger RNA. Its product is annotated as transmembrane protein 17B-like. The transcript is spliced from 4 exons. The coding region runs from base 75 to 743 and encodes 222 amino acids. The record is from RefSeq and is a predicted model, not a curated record. Gene Ontology annotation, biological process: non-motile cilium assembly. NCBI's taxonomy places the organism in Eukaryota, Metazoa, Chordata, Lepidosauria, Squamata, Phrynosomatidae. Gene Ontology annotation, cellular component: ciliary transition zone.
UUAGCACAGCAUCUUCCUUGCCCUGUCUGACCCAGAUCAGGAAGGAGAGGCUGUUGGAUCCCUCCUUCAGGGGAAUGGCGCUCCAGACACCCCUUCCUUCCAACCUCCGGAGAGGUCUGACCAAUUUCAGUGGCUCCCUCUUUGUCAACAACAAGACGGGCGACGCUGGGGUGGCACAGAGCUACCACCCAGGCCACACAGUGUUGUCCAGUCUGCCACUACAAAUGAUGCUCUACUUCAAUGUCUUCUAUCUUCCAUUCUGGUGCCUCUCGGAAGGGGUCAUGCUGGAGCUCAAGUAUUGUCUGCUGCCUGCCUACUACCAGUUUUUGCUUCUGACGGCGUACCUGAUGCUCAUCUUAGUGGAAACCUUGCGCCUGUACCUUGGAUACAUUGGAAAUUUGCAAGAAAAGGUUCCAGAACUGGCUGGCUUUGUCCUCCUCUCCUUCCUGAUAGAGAUGCCCGUUCUCCUGUUUAUUCUGACGGACGAACACAUCAUCCGGCUGCCCCUGGAGAUGGCUGUGCACUUGGUCCUCCUCCUCUUCCUUGCCUCCGAGAUCGCUGCUGCCUUCUUGGCCCUCAAGAUGAUGACCAAGCAACUGGCCAUGCAGUUCUACCUGAAGCAAUUUGAAGAAGGCGCCGAUCAGGAGGGGCAGCCGGGAAGGAUGGCAAGAGGCAGCCAGUGGGGAGAGGUCAGCUGGAAGAGCUCCGUACCCAUCAGCCCCGAACCAGCCCAGGAUCCCUAAUGGGCCUGUUACCCCAACCCCAUGAAGAAGCGUUACGGCAGGUUUGG